Messenger RNA from Megalobrama amblycephala (Wuchang bream), 5859 nucleotides. It is a transcript of the gene phf2, whose product is annotated as PHD finger protein 2. Gene Ontology annotation, molecular function: transcription coregulator activity; histone demethylase activity. Gene Ontology annotation, biological process: protein demethylation; regulation of transcription by RNA polymerase II. NCBI's taxonomy places the organism in Eukaryota, Metazoa, Chordata, Actinopteri, Cypriniformes, Xenocyprididae. Bases 428 to 3637 code for a protein of 1069 amino acids. The transcript is spliced from 22 exons. The record is from RefSeq and is a predicted model, not a curated record.
CACAGACUCUGCUGCAGCUGGUUCGACGGUUGGCUGGAGAUCCCUGGCGGUGGAUUUUCGUCUUUCUAUCGUCCCGGGAAACCCUGAGAAGCAGCCGCAGCGUUUAAUGAGCUCCAUUCAUCUGGACCAGCAUGACCGAGACGAUUUUUCCCGUCUUGCAGACUGACGUAACAAUAUUACAAUGAAAGGAUGCAUUUUCUUGGGCUUUAUGAAAGUCUCGGCGCUCGUAUAGUCACCAGGGGGCAUGCACACGUCAAUGCAGCGCGGGAAACAUUUUAACAUCGUAACAUUGUAACAUCGGAUCUGGGAAACGUUCGAAUGGACGUAGGAGCGGCUCCGCGGCUCUUCAUAUCGCUGUAGUUUGUGUUACGGGAGGUUCCUGCUGCCCCCAUCCAUCUCUCCGGCUGUUGUUGUGAAUUGAUCUAACAUGGCGACUGUACCCGUGUAUUGCAUCUGCAGAUUACCUUACGACGUAACCCAGUUUAUGAUCGAAUGCGACGCCUGCAAAGACUGGUUUCACGGCAGCUGUGUGGGAGUGGAUGAAGAUGAAGCACCAGAUAUUGACAUCUAUCACUGUCCUAACUGUGAAAAGACCCACGGCAAAUCCACCUUGAAAAAGAAAAAGAGCUGGAAUAAGCAUGACACGGGGCAAAGCGGAGACGUCAGACCGGUUCAAAACGGCAGUCAGGUGUUCAUAAAAGAGUUGCGCAGCAGGACAUUCCCCAGUUCAGAAGAUGUGGUGGUCAAGCUGUCUGGAAGUCAGUUGACAUUGGACUAUCUUGAGGAGAAUGGAUUCAAUGAGCCAAUUCUCAUCCAGAAGAAAGAUGGGCUGGGGAUGGCCAUGCCUGCACCCACAUUCUACGUCAGUGACGUGGAAAACUAUGUUGGGCCUGAUGUUCUUGUGGAUGUUGUUGAUGUAACCAAACAAACAGACAGCAAGAUGAAGUUAAAAGAGUUUGUUGAUUUUUACUACAGCACAAGCAGAAAGAAAGUAUUAAAUGUGAUCAACCUGGAGUUUUCAGACACAAGAAUGGCCAAUAUUGUUGAGAGUCCGCAGAUAGUUCGGAAGUUAUCCUGGGUGGACAACUACUGGCCUGACGAUGCAUUGUUGGGGAAGCCCAAAGUGUCCAAAUACUGUCUCAUCUGUGUGAAAGACAGCUACACAGACUUCCACAUUGAGUGUGGAGGUGCCUCUGUGUGGUAUCAUGUACUUAAGGGAGAGAAAAUCUUCUUUCUGAUCAAGCCCACCUCUGCCAACCUUUCUCUGUAUGAGCGCUGGAGGUCCUCUUCCAACCACAGCGAGAUGUUUUUUGCUGACCAAGUGGACAAGUGUUACAAGUGCACACUUAAACAAGGGCAAACUCUUUUCAUUCCAUCAGGAUGGAUUAAUGCAAUACUGACUCCUGUGGACUGCUUAGCCUUCUCCGGGCAUUUUGUUCACAGUCUGAGCGUAGAGAUGCAAAUGAGAGCAUAUGAGGUGGAAAAAAGACUCAAAGUUGCCAGCCUCACUCCUUUUCCAAACUUCGAAACAGCAUGUUGGUAUGUGGGAAAAUACUACCUGGAGCGGUUUAAAGGUUUACAUAAGGCAAACAAGCAGCCACCUCCUUACUUGGUACACGGUGCCAAAAUUGUCAAUGGAGCGUUCAGAUCGUGGACUAAAAAACAGGCUCUUUUAGAGCAUGAGGACGAGCUUCCAGAAAACAUGAAGCCAGCACAGCUCAUUAAAGACCUUGCCAAAGAGAUUCGGAUUUCAGAGAAUGCAACAAAAGCCAUAAAGAGCGAACCCAGCAACUCAAAGCCCCCAGCCGAGGAACCCCCAUCUGCUCUAUCAGAACCAGAAGAGCCCACGUCCCCCGCACACAUCUCCUCGCCGCCACGAGAUAAGCCAGCUAGGAAGAAAGCCACAAAGCCACCCAAACCGCCCAAAAUGCCCAAGGUACCCAAACCACCGAAGGAACCCAAAAUAAAAGAAGGUGGCAAAAAGAAAGGGAAGAAAGCAAAAGAAGGCAUUUUACCUGAGAAAAAGCCCUCGAGUCUGGCAGCUCUUGAAUCCCAUGCAAAGGACAUCCUGAACAAGAUGGACCAGCCCAAAAAACUGUUAAAGACUGGGAUGAGUAUUUUGGAGAAAGAGACGAGUAAACCGAAUGACGUUGCAAAGUUUGAGAUGAUUCGAGAGCAUAAUAAGAACAAGACGGAGGCCAAAUGGAAAUAUAAGAACAGCAAACCUGAUUCGUUAUUGAAAAUGGAAGAAGAGCACAAAUUUGACAAAGGUCUACUCAGCCAUAAAGACAAUAAAUUUGCAUUUUCAUUGUCGAAUAAGAAGUUGCUGGGAUCAAAGAUGCUCAAAACCCAGACCAAUUCGAGUGUUUUUGGCUCAAUACAGAACAUCAAGGAAGAAAAGCCCAAGCCUGUGAGAGACGAGUAUGAGUACGUUUCUGAUGAGGGGGAGCUUAAGAUCGACGAAUUCCCAAUCAGGAGGAAAAAGAACGCAGUCAAGAGAGACUUUUCCUUUUUAUCAAACAUCAAAGAGCCCAUUCAGCCAUCGAAAAAGCCAAAGCUACAACCGUCGGACAUGAAGAAUCCAGAUUCAUCAGAUGAAGAAUCACUCCACAUAGACACGGAGGCCAAGACAGAGGUCAAAGGUCGUAAUUCCAAGGUCUCUAAGAAGAAAGGGGGCAGUUCAGCUGGGAUUCUGGAUCUCCUACAGGCCAGCAAACAAGUGGGCGGCAUUGACUACAGUAACAACAGUCAGCCACCUGCAUCCCCCAGCACACAGGAGGCCAUCCAGGGCAUGUUGUCCAUGGCUAACCUGCAGUCAUCAGACUCUUGUCUGCAACCGUCCUGGAGCAAUAGCCAAGCUAAGAACAACUCGCACAGCAGCUCAGCCAGCAAGAAGCCAAGCGGCGCGGCCGGAGCAGGGGGGAACGGCAAGCGACCAGCCAAACGCUUGCCCAAAAAGACGCAAAAGAGCAGCAGCGUGGACAGUUCGGACAUGUUCGAUGAUGACCAGGACCACCUGGAUGCGUGCUUUAAGGAUUCUGAUUAUGUUUAUCCAUCUCUGGAAUCUGAGGAGGACAACCCCAUUUUCAAAUCGAGAUCGAAAAAAAGGAAAAAUACAGAUGACACUCCGUAUAGUCCAACAGCACGCGUUGGGCCUACUGUACCACGACAGGAGAGACCAGCUCGGGAGGGGGCACGUGUGGCGUCCAUAGAGACAGGACUGGCAGCUGCGGCAGCUAAAUUGUCUCAUCAGGAGGAGCAAAAGAUCAAGAAGAAGAAAAAGAGUACCAAAAAGAAGCCCAUGGCUGUAGAGGAGCCUCACAAACUCUCUCAGGACAGCAGCUCUCCAGAACCCACCCCAGACUCCGAGACCAACCUGGCCGACCACGAGUACAGCACUGGAACGGGCAAAACCGCCGGCAGCUCGCAACCCAUGGCCCCCGGAGUCUUCCUCAGCCAGAGGCGGCCUUCAUCAUCGUCAUCAUCUCAGAUCACCUCAUCUGUCCCGCCAGCAAAAGUCGAACGUGGGAACUCGACGGACGCCAAAGCCAAGCGGCUAAAGAAAGGAAUGGCAACGGCCAAACAGAGACUUGGAAAAAUCUUAAAGAUUCAUCGUAACGGCAAGCUCCUGCUGUAACAUGGACAAUGGAUGACUUAGACUUUCUCCUGAUGUUUAUGGACCUGUGGACUGAUCCCUCCCUCCCUCCCUCCCUCCCUCCCUCCCUCCCUCGAUGAGCCGGGAUGAGAGCAGCAAGGACUGAAAUGGACGGGAACGCAAACAGGAUCCCACAAGUUUUCAAUUUCUAAGAAGAACAUAGCUCAGAUAGGUUUUUGCCUCUUCUUUUACUUUAUAACUUUCAGAUAUUAAAAAUGUACAGAAUACCUGCUAUUAAUAUUUUGUAAGAAGAAUUUGUCUUGUUUUACUACGGCUAUCAGUUUAUCAGGGGUUGCUAAUAUAUUAUAAGAUACAGUAAAUAGCAGUCAUUCCAAGACAAAGAAAGUAUCCCUUGCAUGUAUUCCAGUUGCAUGCAUUGUUUUGGGGGGGAAGGGUUGGUGGAAGGUUGCAAACAAGAAGUUCAUUACUGCUUUUUGGAUGUGGCUUAUCAUUAUCUUUUCUUUUUCUUUUUCAUUUUUACAAGUAUUACUAAAGAGAUAAUUUUCACAAUAACUGCCUGGGUGAUUUUAAAAUCCCCCAUUUGGAAUUUACUUUCCUUAAGCAAAAAAUCAUUUUAUACGCAUUACCUACGUGGGACAACUGAAAAAGUACUUUUCUGUUUGCUAAGCACUAUCACAGAUAAUAUUUAUUGACCUAAUAUAAUUGUACAAGUUAUAGGUAGCUUGAGAAAAGCCAGAAGGCACUUACAAAACAUCAGUGAAGCACAAAUAUGAACUCAUAUUGUUAGUAAUGUUGUCUCAAUAGCUACUAUAAAAUGACAACUAUAGCUUUAUUUUAUCCUUAUUAACUUUUUUUUGUUUUUUUUUAACAAAUAUAGGAAAAAAUUGUUUUUGUGGGGAAACAAAAAUCAUCAAACAUGCAUAUCGAUAAAAAACCAUGAUUGAAAUACUUAUUUUCCCCUUGUUCUAGCAAUUCAGUGUAUCACAUGACAUACAAUGUCACAAUUAAACUUUUCCUGAAUUGUUAGCACAUCUUUUACUUUUUUUAUUUAUAUCUAUAUUUUUGUUGUUUUUAGACAUUGAUACUUUUAUGUCAUCCUGUUUUACAAUGUAGCUCUUAUUACGGUUCCAUUUUGCAUUACGAAACACUUGCCAAAAGCAACGAAACACUACAUAAAUAGGAUCUCUAGCACUGAUGAUAAGCCUCAUCCAUGACAUUUCACUACAUGGGGAUACUUUCUCUCUUCUGUUUGUUUCACAGGCAGCACCAAUUACCCUAGAAUGAAAUAUGCAUUUAUAUUGCUUCACAGUACAGUAUGUAGAAUGUAGCCUGUAUAUAGCUUUUUAAAUGACUACUUUUUGUAUCCUUUUUUCCUUAAUACUUCAUUAUACAUUUUUACUAGUUUUUGCUAAUUACAAACAAAAAAUAUAUAUAAAGAUAUAGAAAUAGUCAUUUCGUUUUUUCAUUUUUUUGUUAGAUACACAAUAGCUGUACUUUUUUUUUUUUGCCAUUGUUUUGUUUUCAUUUCAUUCUGUUACAUUAGACAAAAGGUGUUGCCUGGAGAACAAAAUACACAGUGUAACAUUUAUUCUCAUAUGGCCUUACAUGCAGAAAACCAUGUGUAUUAUGAUUCAUUUAUGAUGGGGGAUAAGAAAAAAAAAAUUCAACAAUUGUUUCUACGACCAGCCUGAGCUAAAAUACCCCUGAUGGAUUUUAAAGUUAUUUUACUAGCACCUUGUGAAGUGUUUUCUGUGUCAGUGAUGUAAUUUAUUAAUGUUUGUAGCCUUUUAUACUUGUAUAAUUCUUAAGAGGUUUUGUUUUAAAUCUUUUAUCAGUCUGUGAGCCCCUUAGGACACUUCUAUCAUUAACAUUGGGCAAUAGUUUCUUUUUUUGUCUUAGCAAAAUUUGUCAUCCAAAUCAAGUGCAACUGCUCAUCAAUACGAAAUGUUACAUUAUUAUUGUUAUUAUUAUUAAGCAGCUAUUUUAAAGAUCCAUACCAUCAUGCCAUGAGUUUUAUUUUGGUAAUAGAGUAUGUACAUUCUUAACCAGGUUUACUGUGCUCAUAAAUUGCAGUGUUUUAGUUACCAAUGUAAAUCUUGUAUCCACCUUUCCGAAUCAAAACAAUGGAACUAUUUCAGGUUUUUAUUUGUACAAAAUGUGUGUUGCUUUGUUGUGGUUUAUUUUUAUAUGUUCAAACAAUUAAAUGCAUCCACUGUUUCAUUGCAGUGAAUGAUACUUUUGUA